UCGGCUGGUCUGCCUGGCACAAGUCUAUGCCAACAUCCAGCUGCUCGGCUGCAAGUAUCCUGGACCCAUCUUCAGACAAGUACAAGAGCUGGGCAAAGGCCUGGGCGCGCAGUAUCACAAGAAGCGGGCCGGCAAGCUGCAGCGCACGUUUGUAGGCGCUAAAGACGCUGCUGGGGCAAAGGCACGGAGGGAUGGAACUCAGGCUAAGGCUAGGACUGGCCUCAGAAAUUGAACUUACGUUUAAAUAAUAACUCUACAGUAUUAUGAAUAGUUAUCUAAUCCUAUUGAAAAUACUUAGACGUUCUAUGUUUCUUAUUAGACCAUAUUUAGCACCUUGACAUUCAUUAAGCUUGCAUCCUACAGCACCCUGACUUUCAUUUUUUUGAUUUGGCGCAUAAAACAAACUAAAAGAACAUUUAUAUAAUUUAUAUAAUGACAUGGGAAGUGAAGGGGUAAUUUAUGAUUGUGUAGUUUGUCAAGUUUUGUGUUAAUUUAUGAGUUCCAAUAAAUUUAAGAAAUUCUCAACAGUU
Hyalella azteca is the source of this 530-nucleotide messenger RNA. RefSeq lists its product as uncharacterized. Lineage: Eukaryota; Metazoa; Arthropoda; Malacostraca; Amphipoda; Hyalellidae. The record is from RefSeq and is a predicted model, not a curated record.